AAAAUGAACGUAGGCGUUGCCCACAGCGAGGUAAAUCCAAACACGCGGGUGAUGAACAGUCGCGGAAUGUGGCUGACAUACGCACUCGGAGUUGGCCUGCUGCACAUUGUCUUGCUCAGCAUUCCUUUCUUUAGUGUGCCUGUUGCCUGGACUUUAACGAACGUUAUUCACAACCUGGGAAUGUAUGUGUUUUUGCAUGCAGUAAAGGGAACUCCUUUCGAAACACCGGAUCAGGGGAAAGCUAGGCUACUAACACACUGGGAACAACUGGAUUAUGGAGUACAAUUUACGUCUUCAAGAAAAUUCUUCACAAUCUCUCCUAUAAUUCUGUACUUCCUGGCAAGUUUCUACACAAAGUAUGAUCCGACACACUUCAUCCUCAACACAACCUCCCUCCUGACCGUGCUCAUCCCCAAGCUGCCACAGUUGCAUGGCGUUCGGAUCUUUGGCAUUAAUAAAUACUAAGCAGAAGGUUUGACACUGACUGCCCCUGACACAGCUGCUGCUGCUCCCUGAGGGAAGGAAUUGAGUAGUCUGCUGUGCCUAGUGUCUAAUUGUAUUCAGUGAAAGAUGCUUUUACAGCUGAGAUACAGUUCCUACGUCCGGCAGCAUUGUCUGGGAUGAAAGUUGAGUUUGUAAGAACAUGCCUUCAAACACCUAAAUGUGAAUUGGAAACCUUUAGGAGAAAGAUUUCCAUGAAGAGCUGGGCAGGCCCCGCUCUAAAGCGUAAUCCCCACUGAGACUGUACGUAUGCCUGCGUGAUGCAAGUGACCUGUAGGGAAG
Nestor notabilis (Kea) is the source of this 783-nucleotide messenger RNA. RefSeq names its product ORM1-like protein 1. Gene Ontology annotation, cellular component: endoplasmic reticulum membrane. The record is from RefSeq and is a predicted model, not a curated record. The transcript is spliced from 3 exons. The coding region runs from base 4 to 465 and encodes 153 amino acids. Gene Ontology annotation, biological process: intracellular sphingolipid homeostasis; ceramide metabolic process; negative regulation of ceramide biosynthetic process. Lineage: Eukaryota; Metazoa; Chordata; Aves; Psittaciformes; Psittacidae.